AUGAUUUCUCAACCAUUAUUUACCAACAACUCUACCAACAGUCCUACAUUUAUUAAUGAAGGUGCAAAAUUUUCAGGUUUAACUCGAGAAGGUGGUGAUAUUGGAAAAGAUAAUAUCGUUAAUUCUAAUGUCAAUGAUCCUGAUGACAACAAUUAUGUUCGUCAUAAACAAACGAAACAUGAUGCAAAUGCAAACAUUCGUUCUAAUGCUGAUUAUUAUGUCCAACAUGGUGUUAAUCGCAAUGGUGGAAAACGUGGCAUUGCUAAUCGUUAUUAUGAUCGUUCAUGA
Messenger RNA from Rotaria sp. Silwood1, 288 nucleotides. The record is from the annotation of a GenBank genome assembly. Lineage: Eukaryota; Metazoa; Rotifera; Eurotatoria; Philodinida; Philodinidae.